GCGGUAUGAGGGACCGACUCCUGAGCUGGAUACAGACCUUUAUCAACACAUCAGAGAGUCUAUUGAAGUGGUUCUCUCUGAUUCCGCGGCAAAUGAGAUUGCGGCUAGCAAUGUGAACCGCGGGCGUCGCGCCCUUCAGAUUGAAAGUGAUACUGCAGAUGCACUCUUGCCCAAUCUGAAGUUAGCGAAACACCGUUUUGAAUCCCACACUACUCCAUUGUGCCGGCUUCUGAGCAACCUGCCUGCUGUGAUUGCCGUGGCACAGCGAAUAAUCCAGCAGCGGCAUGAUGCCACAGGUGCCUCCAUCAGAAAUUGGUUGAACUCACUGACUUCUGAGCAUGUGCUGCAGCUCAGCAUGUUGGCAGACUGCACUGACGAGGCUCUGGUCCUCCUCAGGCUUGUCGAUGACGAGCAAUGCGACAGUGCUGAAUUGGGAAAUUAUGUCCAAGGCUUUGCAGACCGGAUCCAAGCUUUGAUCCUCAACAAGCUGAUUCUGGACACCGGCUACACCAAAUUUACCUUAGACACGCUAUCGGAAGGCAAGGUUGCUUUCUUCGCUUCCGGUGAUGCUCGACGGCUCAGACCUUGUGAUCAAGAGAUGACGGACCGAUGCUUGGACCACAUGAAG
Molecule: messenger RNA, 628 nt
Organism: Durusdinium trenchii
Lineage: Eukaryota; Dinophyceae; Suessiales; Symbiodiniaceae
Source: the annotation of a GenBank genome assembly